Molecule: messenger RNA, 4185 nt
Organism: Musa acuminata AAA Group (dessert banana)
Lineage: Eukaryota; Viridiplantae; Streptophyta; Magnoliopsida; Zingiberales; Musaceae
Product: protein PHOX1
Exons: 2
Coding region: 619-2637 (672 amino acids)
Molecular function (GO): protein binding
Source: RefSeq, a predicted model, not a curated record
GAUAUCGACAACUCGGAUCUUGACGCGUAGGUGCUGUUGUCGGAUGAGCGAAAGGUCGAGAGCGCUCGAGCCCUGGGACGUUGGAUUCUGCCAUAUUUGGAGGGCAUUUUGAUACCCUUUCCUUCGAGGAAGAGGAAGAUACGAACCUCCUCCGGGCUGAAGGGUUCCGACUUUUCUUGAGCUACGGAGGCGGGAGACGAGAUUUCUUAUUGGGUAAGCUUGAUUGGGUGAACCAAGGAACAGCCGUGGUUCAGAUAAGUUUCUCGCUCUCUUCUCCGAAUGAUUUGCUGUCCCUUUCGUUGAUUCUCGUGGGAAAGAUUGGAUCUUUGGAUGCAAGAUUUGAGUUGAGAGGAUCUUUCUGAUGGUUCUGGUGGGUUAGACAGAGAGAUUUGACUUUUAUCCUGGGGCUAUAGGUCUUUUACCUCGUUCUUUGGGUGAUUGAUGAAAACCGUUCGUUUCAAUAGGAUCCCAUUCGCUGCCUUGGCGCGUCGUCGAACAUUUUAAUCUGUAUUUUUUUUUUCCCUAUUGGUGAUAUACGUUUUCUUAAAACAAUAGCAAUCAAAAGAAAAUAACUGAUUGGAAAAAGAUUUAGGAAUUGGUUAUUCUUGUGAAAUAGAAAUGGGCAAGCCACCGGCUAAGAAGAAGAGUUCGGGGGGUAAACUGAAUGAUGCAACCUUGAAGCACUGCAAAUCCUGUGAUUAUAGCUCGAAGGUCUUCGAUGAGGACACCACAAUCUUCAUGGACAUGGCUCGUGAUAUGAAAGAGGAGGGCAACAAGUUGUUCCAAAAGCGGGAGUACGACAGAGCGCUAAUGAAAUAUGAGAAAGCCAUCAAACUGCUUCCAAAGAACCACAUUGAUGUUGCGUACCUCCACAGCAACAUGGCGGCUUGUUAUAUGCAGAUGAGCCCUGAGGAGUACCACCAAGCAAUCAGCGAAUGUAAUCUCGCCCUCGAGGUCUCACCCAAGUACGGCAAAGCUCUCCUGAAGAGGGCCAAGUGUUUUGAAGCAUUGAACAGGUUGGAAUUGGCCUGUAAAGACAUUGAUCUAGUUUUGAGUUUGGAGCCAAACAAUCUCACGGCAACGGAGAUUUCUAAACGAGUGAAGGAGGAGAUGGAGAGAAAGGGCAUCACAUUGGAUGAUAAGACACUUUUUCCGCUCCCGGAACCUCUGACGGUGAAAGAGAAGCCAAAAAAGAAGAAGUGCCAUAAAUCAGAGGAGAAAGUAGUAGUUGUGGAGGAGAAACAUGCUAAAGUUAAAGAAGAACCUAUGAAGAGCAUCAAGUUAGUUUUCGGGGAAGACAUAAGAUGUGCUCAGAUACCAGCUAAUUGUACAAUGUUGCAGUUGAGAGAGAUUGUCGUUAACAAAUUUCCGAGCUUGAAGGCUGUCCUUAUCAAAUAUAAGGAUAAAGAGGGUGACUUGGUGACAAUAACUACAUCUGACGAGUUGAGGUGGGCGGAAGAAUCUUCGGAACCACAGGGGUCGGUCAGACUUCAUAUAAUAGAAGUUGAUCCUGAGCAUGAUCCUUUACUUGUAGAGGCAAAGAAAGAAUCUUCGAGGAAGCUGGACAGAAGCAUCUCUAGAAAUCGGAGCAUCAAAUGUGAUGACAUCAAGGUUUCUUCAGUCUGUGUUGAUGACUGGAUUGUGCAAUUCGCUCAGCUAUUCAAGAACCAUGUUGGUUUCAAUUCUGAUGCGUAUCUGAAUCUUCAUGAGUUAGGAAUGAAACUAUAUUCAGGGGCAAUGGAAGAGACUGUCACGAGUGAAGAGGCGCAAGAAAUUUUUGAACUUGCUGAGGAGAAAUUUCAGGAAAUGGCAGCUCUGGCCUUGUUUAACUGGGGAAAUGUUCAUAUGUCUCGAGCUAGGAAGAGGUUGUUCUUGUCAGAAAAUGCUUCAAAGGAAUCAAUGCUGGCACAAGUCAAAGCUUCAUAUGACUGGGCUCAGGGCGAGUACAUCAAAGCAGGACAGCGUUAUGAUGAAGCUUUGAAAAUUAAGUCUGACUUCUGUGAAGCUCUUCUUGCACUUGGACUGCAACAUUUUGAGCAAGCAAAGCUUUCAUGGUGUUAUGCAAUUGGAAGCAAGGCAGAUCUGGAGAAGUGGCCUUCAUCAGAAGUCCUAGAGCUAUUCAACCAUGCUGAGGAUAACAUUGAAAAGGGAACAGAGAUGUGGGAGGAGAUAGAAGAGCAGCGAUUGAAGGAACUUACUAAAGCCAAUGAGGAAAGAAUCUUAUUGCAAAAGAUGGGCUUGGAAGACUACUUCAUAGAGCUUUCGAAUGAUGAAGCCGCAGAACAGGCUUACAACAUGAGAGCUCAGAUAAAUUUACUAUGGGGAACCAUGCUUUAUGAGCGGUCUGUUGUGGAAUUCAAAUUAGGCAUUCCAAUGUGGGAAGAGUGCCUGAUGGCAGCAGUGGAAAAAUUUAAUCUGGCAGGAGCUUCUCCAACUGACGUUGCUGUUAUGAUAAAAAGCCAUUGUGCCAAUGAAACUGCCCAAGAAGGAUUUGGUUUCAAGAUCGAUGAGAUUGUUCAGGCAUGGGAUGAGAUGCAUGAUGCAAGAAGGUGGAUAAAUGGUGUUUCAUCUUUCAGACUUGAGCCUUUAUUACGUCGACGAGCUCCGAAGCUGCACCAUAUGUUGGAGCAUGCAUGAUUUAUAAAUGACUUUCUGCAUCAAUUCAGAUUCAAUGGCCAUUGUUGAGAACAGUAUAACUUGUAUUCCUGCCUAUUUUCUGCUUUGCACAUAGGUAGCCUCCCACUCUAAUUCAGUUAAUUUUUCAUCUCUAGAAUUACAUUCUUUGCUAAGGUGUUGUUAGCAUAAGUUAGCUAUACACCUUAUACACAUUCUUUUACAUACUUAUUAUAGGACAUGUUCUUCGUAUAUUGUUCAUUUUAUCUGCUUCACUAGAUUUUGCAUUUUAUUGUUGAAUUUCUUAUAAACUAUCUUAUCGUUGUUGUCUCUGGGGUUGCUACAUUUUGGUUCCUGUCUAGUUUGCAAUAUCGGCCACUAGUUUAUAGAAUUUCCUCUUAUUGUUAGUGCUAUUUUUCUUUUACAUUUAUUCAUAUCCAGAUGUCCAAAACGUAUACACUGUGCAGUUCAUGUGCAAAGGUAGACGAUAUAUAUAUAUUCAACACAUAUACCUACAUUGAUGUAACAACUGAGCUCAUAUAGAAUCAGAUCCGAGGAAUUGAAGGAACAUGCAUUACUAGGAUCUUGUUUUUUUAAAUCUUUGCUUUCAUAUAAAUGCCUUUUUUUGUGUGGUUGCUUUGUUCAUGCUCACAUCCAAUUUGCUUGUUGGAAAAUUGGAAAAAUUGGAAAAUCUUACCACAAUAGGUAGUGUGGAAAAAAAAAUUCUACAUGCUUAUAUAAUAAAGAUGAAUUUUAAAACAAAUGGUCUGUAUUGUUGCAUCACGCUAUAAUAUGCACUGAUAUGCUUGCAGACUGAUGAAUGGGACAUCGGUACACGCCAGCCUUGCCAGUAAUCUACCACUAUGAUAUCUGCAUAUGUAUUUGAUUACUGAUGCUUCAGCACCAACUUGGGUUGCCUAGUCUCUCUAUUUAUGUUUCUAUCUUUAUUUCUAGAAACCAUGAUAUUGUAUUCAUAGCUUUGCAUGAUCACCAACUUGGGUUGCCUAUUCUCUCUAUUUAUGUAUCGAUCUUUAUUUCUAGAAACCAUGAUAUUGUAUCCAUAGCUUUGCAUGAACAACGAAUGUUUAUGUUGCUUUAAGAGUGCCUCUCCCCUCUAACAAACUUGGUUGCUGCCCUUUCAGGUUAUCUUGCUUGAUGCACUGUAAUAUUUGAUUGUUUACUUCUUGCAGAGAAGAGUUUGUUUUCUACAAUCAUAUAGCAGAAUUCUUUUUCCUUCCAUGUGCUGGGCUCUCGGGAGCCUAGUCAUGCAUACGACAAUUUGAUAAAUGGUGGUCGUGCAGUCUGACAUUUCCGUCAUCGUGCCCUCUUAGUAUUGGUCACAGAAGCUUUUUGUUAUUUUUUUGAGAGAGAAAACAUAAUAUACGGCAGUGCUCAUUGUUUCUCAUAUACAAGAUGAUUUGUUUUGUUUGUUUCCAUAAUGCUUUUGUGUAUGUAUUAAACAGACAAGUUAUAUUAUUAUCAGAAGUUUGAAACAGAUCAAAUUACUCUUGUAAUUAUUGUCUUUUUAUUUCCUCUCUUGCUGGGUAUCAUGGAUUUCAAGGCUUCUUUUAA